Anguilla rostrata (American eel) is the source of this 889-nucleotide messenger RNA. RefSeq names its product serine protease 1 (gene prss1). Gene Ontology annotation, biological process: proteolysis. NCBI's taxonomy places the organism in Eukaryota, Metazoa, Chordata, Actinopteri, Anguilliformes, Anguillidae. Bases 66 to 809 code for a protein of 247 amino acids. The record is from RefSeq and is a predicted model, not a curated record. The transcript has 5 exons. Gene Ontology annotation, molecular function: serine-type endopeptidase activity.
ACAGGGCAUAUAAAAGUAGGCAUGCAGAAAACCUUGGUACUGAGGAGCAAACGGACAGUGCAACUAUGAAGUGUCUCAUUCUACUGGCUUUGUUCGGAGUGGCAUUUGCUGCCCCUGUGGAAGAUGAAGGUGACAAGAUUGUUGGAGGGUUCGAGUGCAGGAAGAACUCGGUGCCCUACCAAGUGUCCCUGAAUGCCGGAUAUCACUUCUGUGGAGGGUCCCUCAUCACCAGGGACUGGGUUGUGUCUGCAGCCCACUGCCGCAAGUCCCGUGUCCAGGUGCGCAUGGGUGAGCACAACAUCGCCACCAACGAGGGCACCGAGCAGUUCAUCGACUCCGUCAAGGUUAUCAUUCACCCCUCCUACAACAGCUACACCAUGGACAACGACAUCAUGCUGAUCAAGCUGAGCAAGCCCGCCACCCUGAACAGCUACGUGAACACCGUCUCCCUGCCAACCCGAUGCGCGGGGGCCGGCAGCAGCUGUCUGAUCUCCGGCUGGGGCAACGUCCUCAGCAGUGGAACCUCCUACCCCGACCGUCUGAUGUGCCUGAACGCUCCCAUCCUCAGUGACAGCAGUUGCAGGAACUCCUAUCCCGGGGAAAUCACAGCCAACAUGUUCUGCGCUGGUUUCCUGGAGGGUGGCAAGGACUCCUGCCAGGGUGAUUCUGGUGGCCCGGUGGUGUGCAGUGGUCAGCUCCAGGGUGUUGUGUCCUGGGGAUAUGGCUGUGCCCAGAAAAACAGGCCUGGGGUUUAUGUCAAGGUCUGCAACUACAACUCCUGGAUUCAGAAUACCAUCGCUUCCAACUAAGACAGCAAGUGGCACAGAGAGCAAGAUGUGGCACCAUCAACACUCAUAGUAAAAUAAAAACCCAUUGUUUAUCUUCAAAA